AUUGUGUCAGCUCAAAACUCACAUAAUUAUGUAGGUCAUAUAAGGUUGUAUUAAUACAAUGAAGUAGGUACAAUACACAAUGAUCCCUUCCUUCCAAGUUCCUAUUUUUCCACAUUAGCUUGACGUAUCUUCAACCCACAAAUAUGACUGAUCAUCAUGAACUUGUAGCUGAAAUGCCAUCCAUUGAAAGGAUGGCAACACAAGAUCGCUUAAAACAUGCCAAAAAACGCAGGUCCCAACAAAUGAAAAAAUGGACUCAAUAUGAGAAACAUCUGGAUAAAGAACAUUCCAAGAAAAGAAAAAGUGGUCAUGGCAGUGUUGAUGUGAAAAAACAGAAAAGAAAGAAAAGAAAUGUGAUAUUUGUACCUAAUAUUUCUUUAUUGGAAGCUGCCGCUAGAAAUGAUGUUGAAGAAGUCAGAUCAUUACUAGAACAAGGUGUUAAACCAGAUUUAACUAAUGAUGAUGGGUUAACAGCAAUACAUCAGUGUUGUAUAGAUGAUAGUGAAGAAAUGCUUAAAUUAUUAUUAGAAUAUGGUGCUAAUGUAAAUGCUCAAGACAGUGAACACUGGACUCCACUACAUGCCGCUGCUACUUGUGGACAUGCUCAUUUAUGCCGUCAUCUGAUAGAAAAUGGAGCUGAUUUGCUAGCUGUUAAUUCUGAUGGUAAUAUGCCUUAUGAUAUUUGUGAAGAUGAUGCAACGUUGGAUUAUAUUGAAACUGAGAUGGCUAAACGAGGUAUAACACAAGAAGAAAUAGAUGACAAAAGAUUAGCCAGUGAGAAAUAUGUUUUAGAAGACUUAGAAAAAAUUAAGGCUGCCAACAAAAGUUUAGAAUUCCGAGACCAUAUUGGUGCCACUCCGCUACAUAUAGCAGCUGCUAAUGGUUAUCUUCAAGUAGCUCAAUAUUUAUUAGAUAAUCAUGUAGCUGUUGAUAUUAGAGAUCAUGAUUCCUGGCAACCUAUUCAUGCUGCAGCUUACUGGGGACAGCCUGAUUUAGUUGAUAUUCUUGUUCAAAAUGGAGCAGAUAUUGAUGCUAAAAUAAAAAGUGGAGAAACACCUUUCGACCUGUGUGAAGAUCCUGAAUUGAAACAGAAGAUAUUAGAUGUAAAAGAUGAAAUAGAGACCAACAGAGCUAGCCGUGGUGGAAAAAGUUCACACAUCAAACAUAGAAUCAGUUCC
This is a messenger RNA of Lottia gigantea (owl limpet), 1178 nucleotides long. RefSeq lists its product as hypothetical. The record is from RefSeq and is a predicted model, not a curated record. The transcript is spliced from 9 exons. Gene Ontology annotation, molecular function: enzyme inhibitor activity; protein binding; phosphatase regulator activity. The annotation marks the transcript as partial. Gene Ontology annotation, cellular component: cytoplasm. NCBI's taxonomy places the organism in Eukaryota, Metazoa, Mollusca, Gastropoda, Lottiidae.